ACCGCCCCACCACUCUCCCUCUCUCUCCCACUCUACUAGCACCACCGUCACCCUCUCCCUGCCUCUCAUUCCCUCUUUAGUGAAUGUGUGACUAGAAUACAGAUCCACUUAGUCUAUUUACGUGGAGAGGAAGACUGGCCUGUCAUUUGUUGUGAUGCCUGGCUUUGAAGAACAGUGUUAAGCUGGGAGGGCGGGGGUACAUGGUUACUCCCGUAGAGGCGCAGUGUUUGUGUUGUGGUGCAUGUGGCAGUGUUAUCUCUGUGCGCCUGUUGUUUAUUUAUCUUGAUGAAAGAACUAUUGUACGUUUACUUGAGGUGUGUUCAUCUACCGCGUAAAUAUAAUACCCAAAUGCGUUAUCAUAUGUGAGUUGUUUACCCAGAAACCUUUUAUUUCAAGUAAAAAAAAAAAGAAAUUCUUAGAAAACCUGCCUUUAUGGUUUGUUAUGAAGAUCAAACUGAUGAAACGUGGAUACUCUUAUAACAUUACGGUAAAAUUGAAAACAAAAUGAACAAUGAAUACGGAUGACCAUCGUGCGUGUGUGUGUUGACCUCAGUGUUAAUAUACGAUACAGGCAAGACAGUUUAAGAAUUCCUCAGAUCUGAAUUAACAAGAAAGAUCAAAGCAAUAUUAAUCACGUAUAUAUAUUAAUGAAUCCCAACAACAAGAAAAUUCUGUAUUCUGGUAAAGUUAAGAUUCGCUUCUUUGUUCGUGUAAGAGACGGGAGCAACAGCUGACGACCCUGAAAACCAAAACGUCAGCAGAAACGUCAGCAGAAACGUCAGCAGAAACGUCAGUAUAUUGAACCCUAAGAAAGUAUCAGUAUUUAGUGAGUUAUUUGAGGCGUCACAUAACGUUGCAUGACACUAUAUCUAUAUGGUGAAAAACCUGGAUAUAUGGUGAUUAGUAUAGUGUUAUGGGACUAAAAAAGAACGACUAUAGUGCCUUGACGGUGACCAGUGCAGUGAUAUUGUGCGAUUCUAGGCUAUGGUGUCGUACUAGUGACCAAUAUAGUGAUGUAGUGUGAGCAGAUAACGAGGUUGUGAGAAUCUCUUGUCAAGCUGAGAGAUGUUACUGAGUUUGUAACACAGGAUUGAAGUCUCUGUGUUUAUGUUAUCGUGACGGGCUCCUCUAGGUGGAGGCGGCCGUCACCACACACAGGUGAUCCAGACGGAGACACUGUGACCCCUGGACCUCUCUGGCAGGUCAGACAGAGCAACAUAAAGGAACUAGUCACUAGAGAAGAACUUAACAAACCAAGAAAGAACCCCCACCCCCCACACCCCCACACCCCUCCCUACAAGACCACAACCAACACGGAACUACGACCAGAACUACGGGUUUUAGGAGCGUUUUAGAAACAUAAGAUAAGAAGACUACAAACACAUCGACUUAAUACGGGUCAAACUCAGCGAAUCCCUGACCAUCGCCUGUGAGUUAUUGAUACACGGGACUACGCGGUCAAGGCUGGUUAUACGGAUCAAUAAGCCACUGAUUGAAAGCUAUACCAUCAAAUACUACUUAAUACGGACCAAAGGACGCUGAUUGCAGGUUUACGGACCACGAACCAAACGCUGGUAGCCACGGACACAGAGAGAAGAGAUAGAGCGAGUGAGUGUAUUGUUUCGGACUUGAAGCAAAGAAACAAGAUCACAGAACACGAUGUCUUGGUCAGCAGGAACACCUGAGCCUCGAGGCAGACUCUUGGAUGGCGAACAACACACCAGGCGAGGUUCUCCAGACCUCCUUGGGACUCCGGCUGGUGGUAGUCCUCAGUCAGGCACGCCCCUCCUCAGCUUACGUCGCCCUCCACGCCCCUCUACACCCUCCACCACUCCUGUGUCGCCUUCCAACACCGGCACACCUCCACAUUCCGGUACACCUCAGCCUGAGUCCAUACCAUCGUCCAGGAGGUCGUCUCUCUUGCCACCCGGAACUGACUCCCGUCGGGGCUCCCUCACGAAGAAGGCGUUGACGGGGCUGGUGAAGGACGCCAGAAAGGGCAUUAGGAAUGUGACAGACACCUCCAUGAAGGCUGGCCAAAAGGUUGUGGACUCGACGAAGGAGACGAGUCAGCGGCUGAUAGUGGACGUGGAGGCUACCACCAAAAUGGUAAAGGACAAAACAGUGAGUGUGUCGGGCCACAUGAAGGAUGCGACGGUGGGAGCCAGCCAGUGGGUGGCCUCACACACCUCCAAGACGGCCAAGGCGGCGAUGGAACAGGCCAAGUCCGGCCUCAGUGUUGGCGAGAAGUUCACACUCUUCGCUGUUGAGAAGAUCACCACAUUUUCUCGGAAGGGGUUCGCUCACGUAUUCAUGUUCCUGGUGCUGGCAGGCUACACGGCACUGGGGGCGCUGCUGUUCAUCGCUCUCGAGGCACCACAUGAGAACGAGGAGAAGGCUGAGAUCGAGAAGGCGAGGGCCAAGCUGAUUGAGUCGGUCUGGGAAAGUCUAGUCCAGAACAAGGGUAUUAAUUUCACUCGAUGGGAAGGGAUAGUGACGGGGUUGCUAAAGCCAUACGACAACCAGAUCAAACACUCCUGGGCGGAAGGCGCCUCCCCAGACACCGACGAUCGGAUAUGGACAUUUUGGAGGACCAUGUUCUUCUGUUCUACCAUAACAACCACCAUCGGAUAUGGCCACAUCUUCCCCCGGACCAACGCGGGCCGCGCUCUCACCAUCGUCUACGCCAUCGUUGGCAUCCCCAUUUUCCUUAUCCUGAUGGCUGACUUCGGCAAGCUUUUCACCAGGCUCCUCAAAUCCCUCUUCGUUUUCAUCAAGAGGCUCUACCGCACCGCCACCUGCAAGAGAGUGAGGAAGACUCGGGCUGUUCAGUCCGUCAAGGAACACCAGUCAGUUGUGGUCCCAGCCCCCACCCCUCCUCUAGCUGUGCCUGAAUCCACGUCAACAGACUUCGAAAAACAGGAGGAGGUCGAGCAAGGUCAGUUGAGAGAAAGAGAACCUUUCUUGUCGGAGAAACAAAAGAAGGAGGCAAUGAAAGAAGAACAAAGAGGUGGCGAUGAUAAUGAUGAAGAGGUGGAGGUUCGUCCCUGCUGCUGCUCAGCGUGGUCGAAGAAGCUCAGUGGGUGGUGCAGUUCCCUAUGCUGCAAAAAAGUCGUCCCUGAGGAUAUUACACCAGAGUCUGACGAGGAAGACAUAAUCGACGACAACUUCAACCUGCCUGUCUCCCUCGCUCUCUUUAUUCUCCUUGUUUACAUCAUGUGCGGCUGCGUCAUCUACACCAUGUGGGAGCCUUGGAGCUACUUUGAGGCGUUCUACUUCAUCUUCGUCUCCAUGACAACAAUAGGCUUCGGUGACUACGUACCACAGCAUCCAGCCUUCAUGAUGAUGACCACAGUCUACCUGGUGUUCGGGUUGGCCCUCACAGCUAUGUGCAUCAACAUCAUACAGGAAAAGUUAACAGACACCUUCCGCCAAGCCUCUGAAAAACUGAAGGACUCAUUUGGGCACAUCAUGGCGGCUUCGGCCAACCAGGGGGAAGAGGCCGCUCUACAGGAAGGGAAGGAGGUGGAAGUAGCAGAGGUGCACGGUAACAAGAAAACCGAACCUGACAUAGUCACAGUCACAUACAAGAAAGAGACAUAGUUUACUACAAAGGAAGUGAAACAAAAGCAUAAUUUUAGGUAACGUAGUUUGAGACGUUUUCUUGAGGCCCAAAGAGACUUUUUCUGCUGUAGAUUUGAUCAAGAGAAACAUGACAGACGUUGUUAGUUGUUAAGUUAAAGAAGAUAUCUAAUCUGAGAUUUUGAUAUACUGCAAUUAUACAGUAUAUACAGUAUGUAGUAAUGAAAAAAGUCAGGUCUUCUGGCCCCUGGACACAGAUGUGUUCUAUGGAUUAUCAACUUAUUCAUAGGAUAAUGCCAUGUGUACAGUAUCUUAAGUAAUCUCUGAUACCUGGGGAAUAUAUGAAACAUCAACGAGCGAAAUUAGAGAGGAUAAGAACGCAAUCUAAUGAAAGCAGUUAUCUUAAUCAGCAGUCAAGAUGACCGCCAUAUUGGAGUGUAGGCACCAAGAACCGACUACACAGGCUAAUGUUACAAGCUGGUAACUGCGAUAAAGUAAAUAGUCUUCAUUUUUGAUCAAGUUAUGUCAGGUCAGACGAGGGAUUCGAGGCAGUUCCUGGGUCGUAUCUAUGCCCUCAGUGACUGGCUUCAUCUCCCAAGACACAUAUAGUUGAAAAGAAUUUUCUGAGACCCUAAACUAAGUCAAUUCCAAUUUAUAAUAUUUACAAGUAGAGAAGCUGAGGAUAUGGUAGGUUUGUCCACAACAACAACUGCCUCAGCGUUUAGCCCUAAAAUUGGUUGUCACUAAAUCUGAAGUGAGAUAAACUGAUCCUAGUUGUUAAUUCUUUACGGAAAAUAUUGAUAUUUUGUAGAUCGUUAUCACUUUUUUUGUCUCUGAGAUCUUACAAUACCAACCUUUUUAUGUCCAAUAUUUACCACAGAACGAAUACAAAAGAUAACAGCGAGAUGUAUAUGCAGAGUACUCGUACUGCUAAGGGCGAGACACUCAGCUGGGCAUCCACGUGGCGGUUCUAAGACAGAUGUAGGCAGAGGUCGAGGUCAACCGGAUAUAUCUAGCUGAGACAGACACAACAAGACACUGCAGGGAAAUCAGUGGUUGAGAAUGGCCCAGAGAGAAUACAGGCAUAUCAUCGGUGUUCAUGAAGGCCAUAGUGUACUUGGCUGAUGUCAUGAUAAAACUCUCGUUAACAUAAUGUCCAAAUAACUUUAAUGUUCCGCUCAAGAUUAGUUUAAGCUGCUGCUAUUACUUUUAUUACAGUUGAUUCAUUGUAAUCUAACUCCUGGUAAUAUUAAUGGUAAUAAUGUUUGUGUGUGUGUGUGUGUGUGUGUGUGUGUGUGUGUGUGUGACAAAUUAUAAUUGUUAUUUAUUAGUGAAUUUGAUAGUAUGAUAGCAAUGAACUGUCCCUUGUACUAAGACUGAAGCGAAUCAAGAUAGACCAUUAGGAAGAACCUUUCAUAGAUCCAAUGCUCGAGGAUAAACGACACUUGCCAUGACAGACUGGGGUUAUGGCAGCUCGUGACAACAGUGACAUUAGUUGUUUUUGAAUUCGAAAAGUGAACGUCGGGACUUCAUAUUUUAUCAUUUCACUCUAUAUCCAGGCAAGUGAGUCAACAUUUUUGUACAUCAAUUACUCUGUCAAAACCACUAAACUAUCGCUGACAAUCAAGGUGACAAACAUUGUGAGUAACUACUUAUGACUAUUAUCCCAUUUCAAAAAAUUUCUGCUAUGAAUUUUUCAUCAUUCUUAUAACGGGAAUAAUAUUCAAGUAUAUUUCUAAAGGUGGCAGUAAAUUUGUUGGGCGUCGUCAUGGGUGAUUAAUGGCAUUACAUAUAUGUGCGUCGUGUUGUUUGAACCACAAGAAUAAAAAACAUUGAAAACAUCCCUAAACGUCUCGGUUAGGUGAUGUAGACCACAUCAGUCACCAAAGGAUGAAAGCAUCUGUUAUCCGACCUCCUCUCCCGCAUACUGUUGAGAUGAAUUAUGGCUUUAUAUAAUCAGUUUAGUAUAUAUAUGGUAUAUUGUAUAACGCAGCAAAUAAAGACGAUAUUGUAGAUUUUGUCGAAGUUACAACUGCAAUCCCACAAAAUCCGACAAAAUUGUGUAGCAUGUCACCGGUAGUUCUAAGAGUCCAGCGGCAAGGUUCAUUGUUUACAGUUUUCCUUUACUAAGAUGGAAGAUCGUCAGCUGUUAUGCAAACUUCACAAGAAAACAAAGUGGAGUUUCCAAUCUUGACCAAUAUAUUUUAAUCAAUCUGAAAAUCAUUCUCUAAUAAUCUUAUAAAUACUGUACUAGAAAUAACGCUGUUUAUUUAUUUUCAUAAAAUUUGGAGAUAUUUUGUCUGUAGUCUGAAAAAGUUGAAUAGCCAUUUAUAAGCUUAAAGUUCAAUAUAUCGUUUCAUCCUACAGAGUUGUAAAGAGACUAAACUCAUUAGGGAAGUUUCAACAUUACAACGGGAAGUGAGUCGUCGCUCCACACCCUCUGAGUGUUCUUGGUCUAAAUACCGUGUGGAAGGUUCAGUCUUGCUGCCUAAGCGCCUUCGUUAUUCCAUCCGUCUGAGAGUUCUACUUUCAGAAUCUGUUAGGAGUUCUAGUCUUUACAAAUCCGUAAAAAAGGUUCUAGUCUUUAUAAAUCCGUCAAAAGGUUCUAGUCUUAGCAAUCCGUCUAAAAAGUGUAGUCUUACAAUUUAUCUAAAAGUUAUAGUCUUACACUCCGUCUAAACGUUGACUUUAAAACCUGUCCUUUUGACCAUCUUUCCGACAACUGUUGCCUCUUUACAGCUUACAUUUGAUUCGUGUCACAGUGUGUCCUCAUCCUCAACUGUAUCACAAAUCUCAUGUCAAUCAAUUCUGUGAUCUUUCGGUAGAUGUUUAUUCUUCUACUUUGUACCGUUGGAGGUUAUGUAACAGAGACCAGACUAUUACUGCGUUGUGUAGUAAAAUUAGGGGUCCUUAAGUGACGUUCAGAAGUUAAGCAAUUUUGAUGAGCUGAACUGUAUGUGAUAUUCCUGGGUUUAACAUUGUCAAACUGCCAUUUAAUUAGUUUAUAAAUGAGUUUUCUUGCAAUAUUUCCAACAAAAACUGCAUCAAUUUGUUGUAGCUGAUUUAUAAAAGAAAACUGUGACGAUAGUGGUCGUUCUACGGCUUGUCUUAUCAGGUAUUACAAUGGUAUCUCUUGUAGUUACAUUUCUGACACCAUGUUUUACUUUGUUGGCUGAAUAUGAGUAUUUCCUGAAACUUGUGGCUUUCCUUUGAAUCACUCGUUGUGUAAGGAAGGACACACCAACACAAGCAGGUAGGCAUGGCGGAUGUGAUUGAGUCUGGUCUUAUAAACUGAAACAGAUUAGAAUGAACCCAGUAUUAAUCACUUUAUCAUAUACUUGGACUAUGUUAAGUGUAGGAUAACCUGUGAAUAUUUCCUAGAUUUAUAUACUGUACCACAUAAUGAAUUUGUACUUUUGCUAAAUGAUCACUUGUUGCUACUUAGCGCUUCUUGCUGACUUAGCUUUAUCUCCAUAGUAUAGAGUCUCAAGCUUCGUACUAUGACUAUUACUUGUAACUAAAGGUAUAAAUAUGCAUCUAACAGGUUGGUUAAAUUUUAAGUAUAAAAAUUACGGCCAUAUAACACUGAGACUCUACCAUAUAAGGAGACGUUCACGCUCAGUUAACACCAAUUAAUGGAAAAUCUUCCCAGAAAUGCUGUACGUGCACUUUUGAUGUUUGUUUGUUUUUUUGUUUUUUGUUGGUGUUUUAACUUAUCCCAACCAGUUACGUGCAUUCUUACAUCUUUAGUUGCGACGAUUAUUAAUUGUGUGAAUCUUUGAGGGUGUGGAGCUUGUACAGUAUGGUAAUGAACCAAGCAAAACUAUCUGGCCUGUGUAUCCACAACACAAACAGCGCACAAAGACAGUAAUAAUCCAAUGGUUUGAUUCCUUCAUAAUCAAUAGCUAUUUUUAAUGUAAUUUUUAUGAUUUUAGAAUCUCGUUAUACAUGUUACUCGUCAGGUCGUGUUUCCACAGCCUGUGUGACUUACAAAGUAGAUGUACUGUACUGUACUGUUUAGGUGGUAGUAUUUCUUUUUUUUAUUUAUAUAGUAAUCGUAAUUUAACUGUAUAUUCAGUAUUAUACAUCUUGUUAACAAUUUGCCUUACUCGGUGCUGUAUAACUUGAGAGAAGAGUGUAAGGGACAUGUGAAGAGAGGUGUCACACCAUGAUACAGUCGCUCUCCUCAGACAGCUUUACUCAUACCCGAUCGUUGCACAUUACAAGUUACUUAUCGCACAAAUUUUAUCUCAGUUGUUGACAUACGAGCAAUUGAUGUAGAUGGAGUUCUUUCUAACCUCAUGACUGUAAUAUACCUAUUUUAUCGAAGUACCAUUCAAUUUCGUUUCACUUUCCAUUGACUGAGUGACGCAAGUCCUCACCUUUACGAAUUUUCAUUUCGUUUUAUGACGUCAGUGUUUACAUAGUAACAUAAAAUGUAGACAGUUAUCAAUUAAGCUACUGUAGGUAUGCAGUGUUUACCUCAGCCGUUGAUCUGUGUAUUGUCACUGUGUUUACCUGCAUCGUCAUAGUUGUUUACAAAUUCGUGACGUCAGUCAUCCUCUAUUGUAAGUUUGUGACAUUUAAAGGGCCACUGAAAACGGAAAUAAUGAUAUCAUGAAUAAGCAUGAGCGGCUUUGGACAGAUAUCUCCUGACGUAAGUGCAGUACUCGGUACACCUUUGUCAUCGGUACGCACUACACACCCAUUUAUAAACUUACGGCUUGAUAAUUGAACCUUUGUUGAUAAUUCACUGUUACUCUUGUAAAAUAUGAAUAUUUACAUAUUAGUUACUUUUCAGCUACCAGUUGUUUUAUUUAUGUAAUGGAAGUCAUGUCUCAUUUUACUUUGAGCAUAAACAAUAUGUAACUCGUUUAGUUGAAUCGUGGUGAAUACCAAAGUUGUAGCAGCUGGUAGUUAGACAGAACAACAUUGUCAUUUGAGAAAACACAGUAGCUGCUGGACUACUAAUUACUCAAGUAUUUGAGUUUAAACAGUAUUUUUUUUUAUACAAUGCAAGUUCAACAAAAUAUGGAGAGUAAUUUGGGAAAAAAGAUCUUAUUAAAUACAAAAAUUCAUAGCGACUCAACAGUACUUCUGAAAGUGUAGGAAAUUUAUUAUAUGAACUUUUAUCAAUCACUGGCUGAGUGGAACUAUUACUCUGCCUGGAGGCAACUUGGGUCUUCCUAGAUACUGGAAUAUACCGAAAUGUGUAGAACACAUCAGAUAAUACUACACUUUACGGUUUUAUUAUGCUGUUUCUUGCCGUACAGGUGCCACAACACUACUGAGGACACCAACCUAACCUAACCUGCCCUAAAAUCGUUUGGUUCGAUAAGUUAGGUGUAUGCCUGUACAUUUCUGGAUCUCCUCGGUAUUCCGGCGAAUUCAGCAUAUUCCGGUAUUGAAGGAGGCAAACAGUGUGCUGUUUCCUACACAGAAUGUUGUAAUACACUAUUGGUCCCAGAUUCUCAAGAUUCAUGCAUUAAUGUUUCCCCUUACAAAGCCGGAAGGAACAAUUAUUUUACAUUAGAAUGUUAUUGCAAUUUCAAAGCCAUUUUGGCCAACAUUUUUAGCCAUAGUUUAUAAGAGAUCUUAAGUCCCCAGACAGAAGACAACUUUAAUGUAUUAAUAAUUUAGAAACUCGGACACUGAAACUCUCCAGAAGCUGAGGGUGACAGAGUUGUGUUCUGUGAGUCAGCCUAAGUUGUCACUCUUCACUGGCGACUGAAAUUAAUGUAAUGGAAUACAAAACUUGGCAGUUAUAUUCACCACAAAUAAUAAGAUCUGUAAUAUUAUCCUCACCUCCACUUACAGCCAGCUUCUGCACCAACUCUUACCACCUGUCAACUCAACCUCCCACUCCUGUACUCACACAGUUGCGAAUAAGUUACCCUCUAUGUAUCGAACUAAACAAAGAAUUUAUUUGAAAUACUCUGUAACAUUCAAUGUCAUAAUAUUCUGACCACGGGGGUUAGUUUUUCUGACCCUUUGCAAACUCUACUCUGUAAUUCCUUUGCGCUACAACUCACAGGAUGAGUUUGGGGUGCACAAUAAACUAGCCGCUGUAAGUGGCAAAAUUAAAUUUAAAAAAUAAUUCCUCCACAUACCCCAUCAACACACUCCACCAACCACACUCAUUCACCUACACCACCCACACCAGGCCUCCCGCUUACUCGACCAUCGUGCCCAGCCCCUACCCCCAUAUCAGGACAAUGAUCUCCGCUUCACUUUACAGCAAUACACUCAUCUUAUAUUACGUCACCAGGCUAUACGUUGUUCUUAAAGGCUCUAUGACAUUUUACAAAUAAAAUUAACAAAUG
Messenger RNA from Homarus americanus (American lobster), 9905 nucleotides. RefSeq names its product TWiK family of potassium channels protein 7-like. Gene Ontology annotation, biological process: potassium ion transmembrane transport; stabilization of membrane potential. Gene Ontology annotation, molecular function: potassium ion leak channel activity. The coding region runs from base 1660 to 3603 and encodes 647 amino acids. The transcript is spliced from 15 exons. The record is from RefSeq and is a predicted model, not a curated record. Lineage: Eukaryota; Metazoa; Arthropoda; Malacostraca; Decapoda; Nephropidae. Gene Ontology annotation, cellular component: membrane.